CGGAACAGAUUUGCAUUUGAAAGGGCAGAAGGCUUAUUAAGAUUCAUUUCAUGUUCUUUGACUUGAAGUAAAAGGAAACGAGUCAUUAGUCAAGGGUUUUCAGACAAUCCUUUAAAAAAGGCAUAUCAGAAGAAAAAGCUGCGCUGGGGACCAUUCCCAUUGUAUGGCAUCCAAACGCUCAAAUGUUUUGAGCCGUCUGCUCCUCCUCCCCGUCAUUCGAGUGCUGUCGAGUGCUGUCAGACGCCGACCGGGGCCGCGCACGGUCUGCCGCUCUCCCGACUCCCCGGUUCCCGCUGGACGCACAGCCGCGCUCAGCGGUGCCACUAACAAAUGCGCACGGGCUCCAUUCGCGAGCGCUGCUUCUUUAUGCCAACUUUGGGAAGGUGUAGCAGCGCAACUUUCACUCGGCCGCUGACGGGCAUGUCCACCACAAAGUGCUCCGCUGCGACUCCAGAUCACAACGAAAACCACCAAGAAUCAUGUGUUGAGGAAUUAGGAGACCGUCUUGUGUUGUCAGCACAACGGUUCAUGACAGAUCUGAAGAAGGAGGCAGAAGAGGCUGUUGGAGUCAAGUCACGGGAAGAGAAGGAAAGUGUUGAAGAAGUCCUCAGCAAUGUGUCCUUGGCACCUGCACAGUCCCUUUGGACCACAGAAGCCAGUGGUUCGGUUAAACUACGAAUGGAUGAAGACUGUCUGCAAGAACCCAUCACUGUUCAUCAGAUGUUCAAAGCAUCUGUAGAGAAAUACAACAGCCUGUGGGCUCUGGCUACUAGGAAAAAGGACAAAUGGGAAAAGAUCACCUUUUCAGAGUACUAUCAUCGCUGUCGAACUGCAGCUAGAAGUUUCCUGAAGCUUGGUUUGGAGCGAUUUCACAGUGUGGCAAUUCUGGGAUUCAAUUCAGCUGAAUGGUUCUUCUCAGCUGUUGGGACCAUUUUUGCAGGAGGAGUAAUGACAGGAAUCUAUGCCACAAACUCUCCAGAGGCCUGCCAUCAUGUUGCCAGUGACUCCAAAGCAAACAUCAUUGUGGUAGAAAAUCAAAAACAGCUCGACAAGAUCCUCCAGGUUAGGGAUAGGCUACCACAUCUAAAAGCCAUAGUGCAAUACUCUGGACCUCUUCAGAAGACUGUGUCCAAUUUAUAUUCAUGGGAGGAGUUUAUGGAACUAGGACAGGAUAUCCCUGAGAAAGAUCUGGAUGAGAUCAUAAGGAGCCAAAAAGCCAAUCAAUGUUGUGUACUGAUUUAUACAUCUGGAACUACAGGGAAGCCAAAAGGAGUGAUGCUCAGCCAUGACAAUAUCACAUGGACAGCCCACCAUGCCAGCCGGGCAGGGGAUGUGCAACCGGCCAACUCCCGCCAAGAAUCCCUGGUCAGCUACCUGCCUCUCAGCCAUAUUGCUGCUCAGAUCUAUGACCUAUGGACUGGCAUUCAAUGGGGGGAACUUGUUUACUUUGCACAGCCUGAUGCAUUAAAGGGAACUUUAAUAAGUACAUUGAAGGAUGUCCAUCCUUCAUCUCAUAUGGGUGUUCCUCGGGUCUGGGAGAAGAUGAUGGAGAAGAUAAAAGAAGGCAUAGCCCACUCUGGGUAUUUGAAAAAGAAGAUGGUGACUUGGGCAAUGACUUUGAGUUUGGAAGCCCAUCAGAAGGGGAUAAACAAGGGUGAGGAGCGGCCCUUUCUAUUUAGUCUUGCAGACAGCCUUGUAUUAGAGAAGCUUCGUGCUGAACUGGGCCUUUCUGAGUGCUUGAAGUUCUUCUCUGGGGCAGCCCCCAUUGGCAAAGAAACAGUGGAAUUCUUCUUGGCCCUCAACAUUAUUCUGUAUGAAGCCUAUGGCAUGAGUGAGAGCACAGGACCUCAUUUUAUGUCAGGUCCCAAAGCUUACAGGCUGGCCAGCUGUGGAAAAGUGGUUCCUGGUUGCAAAUUCAAGCUAGCUAAUGAAGAUGGAGAUGGGAAUGGAGAGGUGUGCUUCUGGGGCCGGAAUGUCUUCAUGGGCUACCUCAACCUAGAGGACAAGACCAGGGAGACUUUGGACAAAGAUGGGUGGCUUCGCUCAGGUGACCUAGGGAGAGCGGACAAAGAUGGUUUCUUGUACAUCACUGGAAGGAUGAAGGAGUUAAUCAUCACAGCUGGAGGAGAAAAUAUUCCUCCACUACCAAUAGAGGAUGCAGUGAAAAAGGAGAUUCCCAUUAUUAGCAAUGCCAUGCUCAUUGGUGAUAACAGGAAGUUCUUGUCAAUGCUGCUAACUCUGAAGUGUUCGUUCAAUGCUGAGACAAUGGAGCCCACCGAUAAUUUGAGUUUGGAGGCUUUGGAGUGCUGUCAGCAGCUGGGCAGUCAGGCCAAAAAAGUGUCUGACAUUACCGGGGAAAAAGAUAAAGAGGUUUACCAGUUCAUUCAAAACGGAAUUGAUAACGUGAACUCCAGGGCCGUUUCCAAUGCUCAGCGCAUACAGAAGUGGACUGUACUGCCAAAGGACUUCUCAGUCUCCGGAGGGGAACUAGGUCCAACAAUGAAAUUACGACGACCUGUGGUGCUGGAGCUGUACAGGCAAGAAAUCGAGAAAUUUUAUAUGUAAAAGUGUAAAACUGUUUUGCUGUUUCAGGUCUGAAUGCUGAGAUAGCUGUACCAUUACUUUAAAAAUGUCCUCACAAGCAAAUUGUCUUUUACCUGUAAAUUCAUGAUUACAGAUACUUUCACUGUAUUAAGCA
This is a messenger RNA of Scleropages formosus (Asian bonytongue), 2698 nucleotides long. It is a transcript of the gene acsbg1, whose product is annotated as acyl-CoA synthetase bubblegum family member 1. The transcript is spliced from 14 exons. The record is from RefSeq and is a predicted model, not a curated record. Gene Ontology annotation, cellular component: endoplasmic reticulum; membrane. NCBI's taxonomy places the organism in Eukaryota, Metazoa, Chordata, Actinopteri, Osteoglossiformes, Osteoglossidae. Bases 331 to 2565 code for a protein of 744 amino acids. Gene Ontology annotation, molecular function: long-chain fatty acid-CoA ligase activity.